Ambispora leptoticha is the source of this 255-nucleotide messenger RNA. Lineage: Eukaryota; Fungi; Glomeromycota; Glomeromycetes; Archaeosporales; Ambisporaceae. The record is from the annotation of a GenBank genome assembly.
AUGUCGAAUAUUAUUGAAAACGAAAUUCUCAAAGAUGAUGAAAAGUUAAAAUUCAAAUUACUUUUCACUUCUAUUAAUGAAAAGCAGACUUUUUUUAUAUAUUCAACUUCAAAAUCGAAACAGGAAUUAGAUCAAACUAACAAUGCACCAUUUCUACCCAACCUGAUACAUUAUUCAUUUAAUCAAUAUACAUGGAAGGAAGAGGCAAUUCCUCAAAUAGUCACAGCUGCAAUCCAACACAUCCAAUCACACUAU